UCUAAGUGAUGUUGCAUGUGUUUACAAGGGAUGGCAUUUUAACUUAAAUUCUCCCUUUCCUUCAUGUGCUACAGAAGCAAAUAGAUUUUCAUAUUUUCUUUCUGCUUUUCCUUUCAGCUCUGCUGGUAUCUGUUCAUAUCACAAAAGAAGUGGGUUGUGUUCCAUUCGUCUCAGUGAGCCGCUUCUCAAGUUACGGCCAAGGAAAGAUCUUGUGGAGACACUGUUGCACGAAAUGAUCCAUGCCCUGCUCUUUGUUACUCAUAACGACAAAGAUCGUGAGUCUCACGGACCGGAGUUCUGCAAGCACAUGCGUCGCAUUAAUCUCUUGACCGGAGCCAAUGUCACAAUCUAUCACGAUUUUUAUGAUGAGAUUAAUUUGUACCGCCAGCACUGGUGGCGAUGCAACGGCCCCUGCCAAAACAGAGCGCCUUACUUUGGAUAUGUGAAGCGCUCAAUGAACAGAGCACCCUCUGCACAUGACUUCUGGUGGGAUGAACAUCAAAGGACGUGUGGGGGCACGUUCACAAAAGUGAAGGAGCCAGAGAAAUUCUCAGAGAAGUCCAAGCAGAAAACUCAGACAGAAAAACCUCCACAUUUCAAGUCAACUAACAAAGGCAAGACACAAAUGCAUGGCAGGCAAGACCUGACUCCUUUUAGUGGAACGGGAUAUCGGCUCGGAGGAGGAGACAGUGUUCUUUCAGAGAAAAACACAAAUGCCAGCAGCUCCACUGGAAACAGUGAAGCACAUGGCUCACUGCAUCAUUCAGCAGUAAGGACAAUACCAAUCCCUAAAAAUGAGAAAAAAAUGGAAAAGCGACCCCAUAGUGGCAUAUUUCCACUUCUUACCAGUGGUGCUGGUGGGAAGAGCAAUUCAGCUUUAAAGCGUGAGUUUCCAAAACCCUCUGCUGCUAAUACAGAAGAUGAUGAGAAUGACUGGGGAUUGCCUGCUAGGGUGGCUCGUGUUGCUGAAGAAACAUCAAGCCAAGGCUCACCAGUGGGCAAGAGGGCUAUGUCAGCUUCUAGCUGCUCACCAAAGCAAAUUUGUUUGGAGCAGACUGCAAGAGCUCAUGGUGCAUCUGAGAAAAAAAGCUUAGAAUGUGUUAAUACACUACAGCGAUGGCCAAAAACAGAAGACAAAACUGCCUUUGAAAAGUAUUUCAUCAAAAAGGAGGGUACUGAUGUCACUGCAACUCCAAAAACCAGAGCUGAGUUUACACAGUCCUCUGCAAGUCCUAGCAAUCCUGUGAGGCAGGAUAGAAGAGUCAGCUGUCCUGUCUGUGAGACUGACGUUUUGGAAUCUAAAAUAAAUGAACAUCUUGAUUAUUGUCUUGUGUAAAACAGCAGAAAGUUUCUUAAAAAGAUUAACCAGGGCUGGAAACAUUGUUUGAAAGGUAAUUUGCUCAGGGUUUGUUUAGCUGUGGUUACAAUACUGUGUGCUUGUUCCGAAAUGGAAUUUAAAAUGUAACCAACCUCCGUAUCCUCACGCUCCUAAGUAAAAAUUGUGUGGAAUGCUGCUAGAAAUACAGGUAAAGAUUGUUCCUGCACAUGUCAUAACAGCUUUCAUGAUUUGCCAGUUAAACUUCCAGUGCUAUACAGGACAAAUUAGGAUUAAAGUGACAUUACCUGCCAGUCUUUAUUUUGCUGCUUCUGGAAGCCAGCCAGGUUUGUGGUUAGCAGGCCACUCAGUUGAGUACUAAAACCAUUGUGCCACGAAGGGUUAGGAGUGCCAGGCACCUGUGUUUUAUGUGGGCUUCCUGAAACCUUCUCUUGCUGCACUCAGGUUUCAAUAAUAUUAAGGUUGCACUAAUGUUAAACAUAAAACAGUUUGAUUCCUUACAAGCAGUAAGCAUGUUUGCUUAAACAUAAAAAUUGUUUUAUAUAAAUAGCUUUUAACCAGAAUUGUUUUAUACCUUGUUACUGUAAUUUUAAAUGGCUGUAUCAGCCUGGUUUGUACAUGUUUACAGUAUUACUCCAGGUCUCUUAACUCAUUUUAGAUGCUUCAUAUUUUAAAAAAUAUUAACACUAUAGAAGUUUAAUGUAAAUUACUUUGUUCUUGCAAACUUUGAAUAAAUUGUUACUGAAGUUUAAACUUCCACUAA
Molecule: messenger RNA, 2099 nt
Organism: Cyanistes caeruleus (blue tit)
Lineage: Eukaryota; Metazoa; Chordata; Aves; Passeriformes; Paridae
Source: RefSeq, a predicted model, not a curated record